This is a messenger RNA of Lodderomyces beijingensis, 459 nucleotides long. Lineage: Eukaryota; Fungi; Ascomycota; Pichiomycetes; Serinales; Debaryomycetaceae. The record is from the annotation of a GenBank genome assembly.
AUGCAAUUCUUCAAAACCGUUUCGUUGUUCGCUUUGGCUUCGCAAUCAUUUGCAGCAUUAUCCCAAAUCAAAUUAUACGCCCAAUCAGAGAAUCAGGAAAUUGACGGUAAAGGGUUAACUUACAGACACGAAGGUGCUGGAAUCAACUACUUCUUUGUCUCGACUACAGACGCUGGCGCAGAAUUGACCUACGAUGACGAAUCAAAGACCAUUUACUCGCAAGUCAACCCACAAAUCAGAUUCCAGUUUUCUACUGAAGGUGACAUUGUCCAAUUGAGUGUGUUCACUCCCGAAGCCGUUGAAAUUGGCUCAGAUGGAGUCUUGAGCUUCAGUGGCAGUGACGCUUUGCAAGCUGCCAAGAAUAUCAACGAUCCAUACGGUUACUCCCAGGACUCGUACGCGGUUGUCGUUGGCGAUAAAGGUGGUUCCCCCUUGCAAAUAGUUGCUCAAUCUGCUUAG